Molecule: messenger RNA, 1794 nt
Organism: Drosophila ficusphila
Lineage: Eukaryota; Metazoa; Arthropoda; Insecta; Diptera; Drosophilidae
Gene: eIF4H2
Product: heterogeneous nuclear ribonucleoprotein A1
Exons: 2
Coding region: 171-1676 (501 amino acids)
Molecular function (GO): RNA binding
Source: RefSeq, a predicted model, not a curated record
GAAGCCCCGAGAAGUCCCAGUCCCUCGUCUCGCGUAGACUUAUCAACAGCGUCUGGGAAACCGAACUCCAGACUUUUCCUACAGCGUUCGGUGUUCCGUGUGUCCGUGGUUCGAGUGGCAACGAGUAGGUUCAUAUAUUUUUGUAGGUUCGCGAUCGGGGCUCGAGGACCAUGGCCAACCGCUCCAGCCAGCGGGAUCGCGAGUUCCACCGUGACAACAGCAAUGUAAACCAAAACAAUCGCGACAAUCGGGACUUUAAUCGAGAUCGGGACAAUCGGGACAUUAAUCGGGACAAUCGCGACACUAAUCGGGACAAUCGCGAUAACCGGGACAACCGCGAUAGUUGGGACAACCGCGACCGGGACAGUCGCGGCAACUUUCGCGACUUUCGCAAUCGUGACAGGGAUCGUGAUCGCCAGCGCCAAGUGCCCACGGACCCGCCCUUCAUCGCCUACGUGGGCAACCUGCCCAAGGGCCUCGUCCAGGGCGACGUGAUGAAGAUCUUCUCGGACUUCGAGGUGAAGAACGUGCGGCUGAUCAAGGACCGCGAGACGGACGAGUUCAAGGGCUAUGGCUACGUGGAGUUCGAAACGCUGGCGCAGCUCAAGAGGGCCCUCUCCUGCAACGGACGCAUCAAGCUGGACAACUUCUCGGCCCCCCUGCGCAUCGACAUAGCGGACCAUCGGCGACAGGCGCCCAGCUCCAGCAUCGGAGGAAGCGGCGGUCCGGGCGGCUCCCAAAGUGUGGGCGGCAACGAAAGGGGCGGCGGGCGAGGCGGUGGAGGUGGAGGUGGGCAUCCCUACUACCAGAGGCGCAACUACCGCAGAGAUGACAGCGUGGGCUCCCAUCAGUACCGCCGGAGGGAGACUCGCAGCAGCAGCAACCACCAGAUGUCUAACAGCAGCCCCACCCAGAGCACCAUGUCCAUAAACUACAGCCGCUCCACUCGCGGGGGCUUCAACAGUCGAGGUGGUGCAGGUGACCGGGGAGGUGCUCCUGGUGGCGGAGGCAACGGAAACGGAAAUGGGAAUCGCUACCAGGGAGGAGCUCCGCGAUCGAACUUCGAUGACCGCGAGGGUCAGCAGCCUUCCGGCAACGGGGGAUUCCAGCGGAACCGGAACUUCAAUUUUAAUCGAACCUUCAGCAACGAAGGAGGAGCCGGAAGGGGCGGAGUCCCGCAGAGGAGCUUCAACGGAAACGGUGGAGGCGGUGGCUUCGGGAGUGGAAACCCGAAUGGCAGCGGAAACUACAACAACUUUGUGCAGAACCGCAACCGCGAUCGCCGAGGUCACUACAAUCCGAACAAUGCGGGCAACUCGGGAAACGGAAACGCUUACUUUGGUCGGAAUAACAAAAGUCCUGGUCCCGAGCCUGAAUCAGGACCAUCGGGAACGGGUCCUGGCUCGAGCAACCCGUUCGGGGCCCUGGACGACGAUGAUCGGCCGAAACUGGUGCUGAAGCCACGGACAGUGACUGCACCCAUAAACUCCCUUGCGGAAACCAAGCAGGCUGCUCUGAUAUUCGGAAAGGCAAAGCCCCGGGAGGACAAUUCCACGCCGGUCUCCUCGCCGCGACAGGAUUCUGAUGGAAGUGUGGACGCCUUAGCCGAGUCCUUGAGGGUCUCUUGUCCGUAUGGAGGACUAGACGAUCCAGAUCCGGGUGCAAGCAACGACUAAAUUGCGUAGUGCACUCUUGACACGUCGUGUAUACAAAACUUUACCAUUUUGAUGACGGACUAGGCGGGAUUCGCCCAGAAAGUAGUGUUUCCAAUAAACUUCGCACGGGCAGAUUAUA